Molecule: messenger RNA, 2725 nt
Organism: Orussus abietinus
Lineage: Eukaryota; Metazoa; Arthropoda; Insecta; Hymenoptera; Orussidae
Gene: Arglu1
Product: UPF0430 protein CG31712
Exons: 7
Coding region: 203-1015 (270 amino acids)
Cellular component (GO): nucleoplasm; mitochondrion
Molecular function (GO): cadherin binding
Source: RefSeq, a predicted model, not a curated record
UCCGAAGACCUUGCAGAAAGUCAGGUGGUCGCGAGUUGAGUAUUUCAGCGGCUAUAGGUUAGGCUGCUUCCGCCUGAGUCCACUACCCUUGGAUGCCGUCACCUUUGAGGGAUAUGGGCGACUAUUAAAAGAAAUUGUGGAUACAUCGGCGAAGAUUGGACGCGGUGCGACACGCGAGCCCAAGGCUCGGGAGAGCGGCAAGAUGGGUAGGUCCAGAUCUCGCACGAAAUCGCCUAGCAGCAGGCGGAGACAUAAAAGCAAACACUCCCACAAGCGCUCGAAAUCAAGGGAGAAACGAUCCAACAGCAAGUAUUCAGAAAAGCCAAAAGAACGCAGCUCCAAAUCGAGAAAACGAUCUCACUCCGCAUCGUCCAGCAGUGGGUCGGACAUAUCCGACGACGUUCACGUAGUUGGGCACAAGAAACGCUCCUAUCGUGAGAGGGAGCGCAAAAUGGACGAGGUGGAGAGGCUGGCAGAGAUGGAACGACAGAGGAAAAAGAAAGAAUUAGGAAACAAGGUCUUCGCCACGUGCGCGGUCGGGAGGCAGCGCGAGGUGGAGCAAAAGAUGGUCGAGGAGGAGGCGGCGAAGCGCAUCGAAGAGCUCGUGCAAAAGCGAGUCGAGGAGGAACUGGAGAAGCGCAAGGAAGAGAUCGAAGCGGAGGUCCAAAGGCGCGUCGAAGAGGCUAAGAGGGCAAUGGAGCGACAGAUGAUGGAGGAGAUGGAGUGGCGCCAGGCGAAGCUCCGCGAGGAGGAGAAACGUAGAGAGGAGGAAGAGCGGAAAAAGCGCGAGGAGCUUGAGAGGAUCAUGGAGGAGAACAACAGAAAGAUCGAGGAGGCCCAGAAGAAGCUGGCCGAGGAAAGACUCGCGAUGGUCGAGGAGCAGCGGCUCAUGGAGGAGGAGAGGCAGCGGAUGAGAAAAGAGCACGAGAAGCGAGUCAAGGAGGAGCAGAAGAAGAUCCUGGGGAAGAACAACUCGAGGCCGAAGCUGUCCUUUACCCUGAAGCCGGUUACGUGAGUCUCUGUACACCCCGCGUGCGGCAGUAAGCGAGACACGAGCGCGACGACAACGAGCUUUCCCCUGAGUCCGACCCCAGGGCCAGGGUGGUCGUCGAUGUGGCUCUUCAAGGUCGCGGCCGCGAUGACAUGAUGUCACGCAAGCGACACCAUCUCCGGGCCGAAACGCGUGGUCUUCCGGGCAUGGUUUCCUCAGAAGCGGUUUUCUCAAAAAAGGAGGAAGACGGGAAAGGAAGAUAAAGGGAGGAAGCAUGAAAGCGAGCGAUGCAUCGGAGCAAUCUGUAAAUGACCUCUUACGGACCGAGCUUACCGACAUUGCAGACUCGUGAUUGCAUCUUUGAGAUCGAGAGAGAUAUCGCUUGGAAAUUUGGGUACUUAGAGGUCCUGAAUUACUUUCGAAUGGGACCGUUUGGUUGCAAGGAUAUAUGGUAAAUGGUCCCUGUGUUUUAUUAACGUAGAAUGGGUAAAGCGUGAGACUUGAGAUAACAUUAGACAUUGCAGGGAGGUAAGCUCGGGUGGGUAAAAGACGGUCCUUUUAUCCUCGUAAUCUAUCCAGUGCUCGUCCUUUCUUUUUAAUAUUUUUUAUUUAUUUAAGGAAACCGCUUAAGGGCACCGUGACAACUCCUGAGGGAUCUUCUGGUCCCUUUUCAUGUUACCCUCGAAGAUAGCGCUUUUUGGCCCGCUUUUCGGACAAAAGCCUUCGUCGAAGGCUCGCCAGAGACGCGCGUCCGAUGGCGGAGCCGGUCUGUUGAGUUUUUCUCUCUCUUCUUCUUUUUUUUUUUUUAUUCCUCGGUAUAUCAAAUCAAUCCCGCGUUAUCGAGCGCCGACUUGACCUCGGAGGGAUUAAGUGCAGAACUUUUCUGCGUUACCAAGAGCCGACUCGACCUCGGAGGAUCGAAGUGCAGACCUUUUGCGUCCUACUGGACGUCGGCCCGACCUCGGGCAACAAAAGGUCCGGGAACUAGAUUGAUCCAUCGUCUUCGAGGUCGGCGAGGUCGGUCGAUUCCCGCCACUCUUCCUCCUCGUUUCUUCCCGAUUUUCUACGAAUUCGUCCGUCGGGAUGAAUUAUCCAGGAACCAGAAACCCGUAGUUUUGGAAAUAUGAUUUCUCACCCUUUGGCCGGAAUUCUGAGCAUUGCCAGCGUUUUCGUCUGUAGGUUAUUAAAAUUCUCUAACUAGUCUUCCUUUUUUUCUUUUUUUACCCCGACUAACCCAAUUAGGCGGAAGAGCGUGUAUGAUUUUGUAUCGUGUGAAGUUCGACGUGUGAGCAGUGGAGAAAGUGGGAUUUAUGUGUGUAAAGGCGUUCGCUGAAUUUUUGGAAUUUAAUAAAUUAGUUGCAAGAGUGGUCGGCCGGUAGGAGGUUGAUGAAACUCUCAAGAAAUCCUGGAGAUACGAGUGAUAUAUGUAUAUAUAUAUUUUUUACUUCUUCUUAACAAUGGAAGAAAAGAGGACGAAGAUACGGGGAAUGCUUAUCGGGUGCUCUCGAAGCAGUUCCCGCGUUUAGGAUUAAACGAUGUUUCUUUUUCUUUUCAAAAUAUUACCCGAUAGUGACGAUUAGAGACGCGAAAGUGAUCAAUUUACGUAACUUAAUCUUGUAUGAUAGCGUCCUUAAGGAAAUCUGUUGAUGCAAGAUUCUGUAACCCUCGACAUUGUUACUUGCCGACUGAACAGGUUUCUAUUAAAAGUGACAAAAGGAAAGAAAAGGAGAAAAA